Molecule: messenger RNA, 2353 nt
Organism: Andrographis paniculata
Lineage: Eukaryota; Viridiplantae; Streptophyta; Magnoliopsida; Lamiales; Acanthaceae
Exons: 2
Coding region: 184-1347 (387 amino acids)
Biological process (GO): regulation of DNA-templated transcription; chloroplast organization
Cellular component (GO): chloroplast
Molecular function (GO): double-stranded DNA binding
Source: RefSeq, a predicted model, not a curated record
ACGAUCGACUGCAAACCCUAGGGGCUCGCCGAUAUGGCUGCGCUCUCCUCUCCGUCUCCAUCUACGGCUGUUGGCACGGUUUUAGUUCGUGUUCCAUGACUGCAUAGUGCAAAUCCUAUUUCCAGAGGACUGAUUUGAAUCUGUAAGUUGUAUCGAUCGAUUUUACGCGGUUCUUCUGUCAAAAUGAUUUCAAUUCUGCGCAGAAAGAUUACCUGCUGCUUGUUCGCUGAUUAUGCUUCGCCUCACUGUAUUGCUCGCUCGUUUUGUCUCCGCCUUUUCUCUACUUCGAACGAAGGAGCGUGCGUUAGUUCCGCUGCAAUUUUUGAUUUGUUGCAGCAGAAGCACCACUUUUCGGCCGAAGUGGCCACUAAAGCUGCCUCUGUUUUGAAUCGAGUGAAAGACACCGAGAAAUGCAAUUCGAUGCUGUCUUAUUUACAACAGCGUGGCUUUUCAAAUACUCAAAUGGAGAAAAUGGUGAAGGUCUGGCCUGAAUUGCUCUUGGCUCGUUUUAGCAAUUCCAUUGAACCCAAAAUUAAGGUUUUUCAGGACAUGGGCUUUUCUUCAAAGGAUAUUACCAAAAUAAUCUCAGCUAAUCCUUCCAUUUUGAAGGUAAACUUGAAUAGCAGAGUCAUUCCUUUAUUAUCUAUGCUAAAAGGCUCAUUAGGAAACAAUGAAGCUGUUGCCAAGUUUGUGAGCAGAUCGGGAUGGUUUGUAACCGUCGACUUCAAAAGGACUAUGCUUCCAAAUAUCGAAUUAUUGAAGAGCUAUGGUGUGCCUAUGGAACGCAUCAUUAAACUCAUGUAUACUUUUCCAAGGUGUAUGAUGUUGAACCCAGAAAGUUUUAGGAAGUCUGUGGAAAAGGCUGAGGAGAUGGGGGCGAAUAGAAGCUCCAGAAUGUUCAUACAUGCUGUUCAAGCUUUAUGUCAAAUGUCCGACAAUGUUUUGGAGCUCAAAUUGAAGGCUCUUCGGAAUUGUGGAUUCACAGAAAGUGACAUACUGGUAUUAUUUCAGAAGUCACCAUCUGUGGUUGUUAUGUCUGCGGAUAACAUAAGGACAACGAAAGAUUUUAUUCUAUCUAAUGGAAAGUAUGGUAUGCCAUGCAUUCUUAAUAACCCAGCAGCACUUUCAUGCAGCAUAGAGCAGAGGUAUAAGCCGCGGUUUCAGACUUUAGAAAUUUUGGAAAAUAGGAGUCUGAUUAAAUAUUGGCCCACCCUCGCCUCACUUUGCCAGAUGUCAGAUGAGAAGUUUUUUGAGAGAUUCAUCUGCCCUUAUUCAAGUGAACUAAAAAAUGCAUGCACAGCAGAUAGUUCUUUAAAGUUAAAGCAUUGGUUGAAGAAUUGUCAAUAGCUCUCUAUAGUCAAUAGUUUCCAAGUGAUUGUGGUUAUAGUGACAAGUGACGAUUGCUGUUUUUGAGUGAACUCCGCAAUGUGUAAACUGCAAAUUGUUCUUCAAAGUUAGAGCAUUGGUUGAAGAAUUGGAAGUAGAAGUAGUCAAGAGUUUCCAAGAGAUUCUGGUUGUAGUGACGACUAGUGCGACCCCUGUUGAAAAGAUCCACAGAACCAAUUGAGGACAGAAAUGAUAUUUGAGUCUUAUUCGAAACCUAUAGAUAUGCCCUGUUUGAAGACAAUGAAACUGAUUGAAGAUGGAAUGGAUCUUGUUGGUUAGUUGCUCCUUAUGAAUCUCAAGAACGUUUCUCAUUUUUUACAUUUGUUAUUAUUAUUACUCGCUCCGUUCCAUAACUAUAUAUCCGUUUCAUUUUUGCACGGAGUUUUAGAAAUAUUAGUAUUAUAUUGGGAUAUAGUAGGAAUAAAGUAGAAAUGACUAAAAUAAUCUUAUUAGUAUUGUGUGAUAUGAAUGUAAUGACAUUUGUGUAAUAUAUUGUAAAUUGCAAGGGUAUUUGUAAUGUUAGGUAGAUAAUACCAUUACGAAAGAAAAUGAUAUGAAUACUUUGUUAUGGGACUGACUAGAAUGGAAAAAUGGAUACUUUGUUAUGGGACGGAGAGAGUAUUUACGUUGCGGACAAUAUUUGCUUUAGAUGUAGGAAGAGUAUUAAUGUGCUCUAUGCUGUCUUUGGUACUUAACUUGCUACUCCCUUUGCAUGUUUUUUGAAGUGAGUUAACGGUGAUUUGCGUGAUAGAUUUCUUGCAUAACUGAUAUAUUUAAUUUGAAAUAUAUUGAGCCAAAUUGAUAUUUGAAUUAUACGAGGAUUUGAAUCUAAUUUUUGGAAGCUCAUGUUAGAAUAUAAAAUACCUAUUAUUCAAGCUUUUGAAAAUCAGCGAAAUGGGAGCAGCCUAAACCGUGAAAACGGUUACAUGAUCUAGAACUUUAAUUAUUAAUCUACAAUUAUUGAAUA